This is a messenger RNA of Durusdinium trenchii, 927 nucleotides long. NCBI's taxonomy places the organism in Eukaryota, Dinophyceae, Suessiales, Symbiodiniaceae. The record is from the annotation of a GenBank genome assembly.
AUGCCGGUUCCUUUGCCAGAUGCAGAUUCCAUACCCUCAAGUGGGGAAGAAUGCUCGCCAGAACUCCCAGAUGUGGAUGAGCCCCAAGAAGAUCCUGAAUUACCUGACGGUGUUUGCUGCAAAAUGGGUUGCUUAGAAGCAAUCCAGGAAUCACCUCAAGCCUCCAAAGGCAUCAAAGAACUUCAGAUGCUUUUUGACACGACAGACUCUCAAGCUGAGCUAGAUCAAUUGAAGUAUGAUUGCUUGCGGCACUGGCAAAGUGCAGAGCAUGGAUGGAGGCGUUUCUGCAUCUUUGGUCUGCCAUGCUGCGUCCGCGCAGUGCAAGAUCUCCUCAAGGUCUCCAGGAAUGUUCAAGUGAAGUGGUGCAAGCACCUCCAAGAGGGGAAUCGUUUACCGCCAGCUGACCAGCGCAAUACCAAGACCAAUACAAAAUUGUCGCCACAAGUUGCUGCGGCGCAUGCGCUUUUGGCCUGGCUGUGGAACAACGUUGCCGAGGUUUUGGUCGAGUCUUCUGACUACAAGGGGGCCAUGGAUGUGAAGCACUAUGAUGUCAAAAAGGCAGAGGCCAAACUGCCCAAGUUGGACAAGUCGCUGCUCCAGCCCACACAUGGCACGUCCGGAUUUUUAGAUCCGCCUGCUGGUGUUCAAGGCGUUCGGUGGUUAAGCCCAGAGACAACCCUGGUGGAGAUGUACGACACUUGCGUUGCCUUCAAUGACGAGAAGUGCGCUGAGUGCAGCAAGCUGAAGGAAUUCAGGAAGCUUGCCACUAGCCCUCAAGAUGUUGAGCGCGUCAACCAGGCCUAUGCCCAGCAUCUACGAAGCAUGUUCCAGGAUCGUGUUGCAGAUGCCACCCUCUGCAAGAAAGCGCAGGAGACAGCCAGGGGCGAGAUCAACUCAAAGGAGAUUCUUGGCAGUGCAGAGUUUUAA